Messenger RNA from Myotis lucifugus (little brown bat), 364 nucleotides. Its product is annotated as AMP deaminase 3-like. The transcript has 2 exons. The record is from RefSeq and is a predicted model, not a curated record. NCBI's taxonomy places the organism in Eukaryota, Metazoa, Chordata, Mammalia, Chiroptera, Vespertilionidae. Gene Ontology annotation, molecular function: AMP deaminase activity. The annotation marks the transcript as partial. Gene Ontology annotation, biological process: IMP salvage.
AAAAGUUUCAAGAUGAUUCGGUCCCAAUCCCUGUCUCUGCAAAUGCCAACGCAGCCAGAUUGGAAGGGCCCCCCGACAACCACUCCAGCCAUGUCUCCUGCAACACCUGUGCUCCCUGGAGCCACUUGCCAGCUGGCACCAGCACCUUUUGCCAUGCCCGAGUACCAGCGGGUAACCAUCAGCGGAGAUUACUGUGCCGGGAUCACCGUGGAGGACUACGAGCAGGCCGCCAAGAGCCUGGCCAAGGCCCUGAUGAUCCGGGAGAAAUAUGCCCGGCUUGCCUAUCACCGUUUCCCACGGACCACAGCCCAGUACUUGGGUCAUUCCCGGGUGGAUACAGCAUCUCCGGGGGAGGGCCUCCCAG